This is a messenger RNA of Acaromyces ingoldii, 324 nucleotides long. Its product is annotated as glutaredoxin-domain-containing protein. Gene Ontology annotation, cellular component: cytoplasm; nucleus. The coding region runs from base 1 to 324 and encodes 107 amino acids. The record is from RefSeq and is a predicted model, not a curated record. Gene Ontology annotation, molecular function: glutathione disulfide oxidoreductase activity. The transcript has 2 exons. Gene Ontology annotation, biological process: cellular response to oxidative stress. NCBI's taxonomy places the organism in Eukaryota, Fungi, Basidiomycota, Exobasidiomycetes, Exobasidiales, Cryptobasidiaceae.
AUGUACCUCGAUGACCACGUCGCUUGGCUCACCAAGCAGCACCAGCAGUCUCCCCUUACCGUCUUUUCCAAGUCCUACUGUCCUUACUCGCGCAGGGCCAAGGAGCUCCUCCGAGAGCAACAUGCUAAAUUCGACGUCUACGAGGUGGACCUGCGAGCCGAUGCUGAGCAUCUUCAGAUGGCCCUACGAGAGAUCUCGGGUCACCGCACAUUCCCUACCAUCUUUCUCAAAGACGAGCUGAUCGGCGGGUCCGAUUCGCUUCAGCACCUCCAGGAUCUGGGUGUGCUGCCAGGCAUGCUUGCAGCCGCCAAGGCUCUCCUCUAG